Messenger RNA from Thunnus maccoyii (southern bluefin tuna), 3122 nucleotides. RefSeq names its product collagen, type IX, alpha 1a (gene col9a1a). The record is from RefSeq and is a predicted model, not a curated record. The transcript has 32 exons. The coding region runs from base 247 to 2310 and encodes 687 amino acids. Lineage: Eukaryota; Metazoa; Chordata; Actinopteri; Scombriformes; Scombridae.
AAACUUCAUUUAAUUUCAAAGAAAAGGUAAGUUCACCCCUCCCUGUUUGUGCAGUGAAGCCCUCCUCCUCCUCAGCCUGCAGAUCCUCAGCUUCUCAUGAAUAAACAGCACUUUCUAACAUCCUCCCCUUCCAGCAGGCGGUGGGGUUUCAGUUAGGGGGGAGACUGACAGGUGGACCGUCCGUGAGCCCCGUCUGUAAUCUGGGAAAAAGGGACUUAUAGCGUCUUCCUCGGCCCUGGGAAGACCAUGGCUCUCUCCAGGAUCUGUCGGGAGUCUUUGCUGGUGCUUUUACUGCAAAUCGUGCUGAUUUGCUCCGCUCAGAGGGGCCCGGUCGGUCCCAGAGGCCCCCCAGGGCCCGCCGGAGUAGCUGGCGUGCCAGGAGUGGACGGUAUUGAUGGCGACAGAGGAGAGGACUCUACAGUGGACGGCGGACCAGGCCCUGAUGGUGAUAACGGCAAAGACGGAGCUCCCGGAGCUGCAGGUCUUCCAGGCGCAGAUGGACCUGUCGGACCUCCUGGAGAUCCAGGUGCAGUCGGCGCACAAGGGCCAAAAGGGGAUGCUGGAGCACGUGGACCUUCUGGAGAGCCUGGUGUAGGACCUGCCGGGCUUGAUGGUAUUCCUGGGACAGAUGGGCUACCAGGUGAACUGGGUAAAGUCGGACCCCCUGGAGCAAGAGGCCGAAGAGGUCAAGUGGGUCCUCCUGGUCCUGCUGGGGCUCGGGGACCUCCUGCCGUGUAUCAAGGCGAGGACCUGUGUCCCAAUGCCUGCCCCUCUGGUCUGAAUGGACACGCUGGUCUCCCCGGCAUGAAGGGCCACAAAGGGGUUAAAGGUGAAUCUGGUGAGCCUGGAAGGCAAGGACACAAGGGAGAGGAGGGCGACCAAGGACUACCGGGUGAAGUCGGAGCUCAAGGACUACCAGGCCCAGGUGGACAAAGAGGUCUCCCCGGAAUACUGGGCUCCAAAGGUGACAGGGGACCUCGUGGAAAACCUGGUGAUUUAGGUCCUCAGGGCAUCCAGGGAGGCCCGGGUGAUGCAGGCCAAAGAGGAGCGAUAGGUGAGAUCGGGCCAAGAGGAGUAACGGGAGAACGAGGUCCAGUUGGAAUCAGAGGAGUGCCGGGGCCAAAAGGAGAGGCUGGUCUCGUUGGUCCAGAUGGUCGUGAAGGAAUUCCUGGGCUGCCGGGGUCAAAGGGUCUUCCAGGGAAAAAUGGUGCUCCAGGUGAUGCCGGUCCACAAGGUCUUCCUGGUUUGCCAGGCGCUUAUGGCCAGAAAGGUGUCAGUGGUUCAAAGGGUAGCACAGGUGAUCCAGGAAGUGUAGGACUGAUGGGAUCUUCGGGGAAACAAGGCGAGCGUGGCGAGCAGGGAGAGGUGGGACCUGUUGGACCCAGAGGAGGACCAGGUGAACGAGGAGAGAGAGGACAUGAGGGGCCUCCAGGACCACCAGGAGGCAGGGGAAGCAAGGGUGAUCUGGGACUUCCAGGACUUCCUGGUCCUGCUGGGUAUCUUGGCCAGAAGGGUGACAGGGGUGCCGUCGGUCUCGAUGGUCCAAAGGGAGAUCAGGGACCUGCAGGCUCUGAAGGAACAGCAGGAGAGAGAGGAGAUCUGGGUGAUCAAGGUGAACAAGGAGAGAAAGGAUCGACGGGCCCACCAGGAGAGACAGGAAAUAAAGGACCCGAGGGCGGCCGAGGACAGCAGGGGAAAGAGGGCAAGCCGGGCCAACUGGGACCCCGUGGCAUGCAGGGCGACAUGGGGGUUCCAGGCCUGCCGGGGGCGCAGGGAUCACCGGGAAAAUCACCAACAGAUACACAUAUCAAACAAGUUUGCAUGAGAGUAAUGCAAGAGCAGCUGGCUCAGCUAGCAGCCAGCCUGAGCAGGCCUGAGUCAGGUAUUGCUGGACUACCUGGUCCCCCAGGCCCGCCUGGACCUCCUGGCCCUACCGGAGAGAACGGUUUCCCCGGACACGCCGGAUCACGAGGACUACCCGGUCUGAAGGGUCCGCCUGGGGUAAUUGGCCGCAAAGGACUCAAAGGUGACCAGGGUGACAGAGGGGACAGAGGACCCACAGCGAGAGGACCCAAAGGAGCACCAGGUGCUCCUGGUCUGCCAGGUGAUCCCGGCAGAGCUGCUUAUGGCACAAAUGGUCGUGACGGAGAGCGGGGACCUCGCGGCGUUCCCGGUAUCCCCGGCGUUCCCGGGCCUCCCGGUCCCGCCGGUCUGAACGGUUACUGUGAGUCGUCGCAGUGCGUUCUGCCCAUGGUGGCGUCGCCGGUUUCGGCAAAGGACUCCAGCAUGAAGGGCCCCAGUGACAUGUGAGGAAGGGCUGAAGCUGAACUGGAGGAAAACUGAGAGACUAGAGGAGAAAACCAGCACUCCAUGGAAGAUUUGUCUUUUGGGGUUUUGUCAUUUGGUGAGGGUGGCCAAUGAACAACAAACAUCAUUUUAAAAAAACUCCUAACAAAAAGCUUUCAUUUUUACCUCAGUUUUACCAUCUCUGUACUGUAAAAUAAAAAAAGGAGUAGUAAUAAGAACUCAGUGUAUAUGUACAAAACAACCAGCCCCAUUUCCCUCAGAUCAAAUCUAAAAAUGCAACAACGAGGCGAAUCUAAAAGUUUUUCUGUAUGUUUAUGUAAAUGUGUCAAUACGCAAAUUAUACUGCUGGAUGACGUACAUCUGUUUGUGAGUAUCUUUGUUGUUUACCAACUAAAAUCCCCCUGUGCCUUUUCCUCUAAAUGUUUUAAUAAUUUCUCUGUCAUGACGACUUGUUGUUUUUGUGAUUGGAGGGUGGCGUUGUUUGGAAACCUCUCUAGCAGUUUUAUAUGACUUCUUAUUUAUUAUAUCAAGGUUCGACGGGACAUCUUCAAGUUGUACAAAGGAGGAAAAUAAACACAUUUUGAUAACCUCUUGCAUGUUUUGUAUGGACGAGUACAGCCAAAAAAAAAAACCCAACCAGGACUGAGCGUUAAAUAUUCCAACAAUCAACAGCUUUAAGAUAUUAAUUCCUCCAAAACAGACCAGGUGUGAUGAUAAAUGACGUGUCAGCUGUGUCAUGAAGACAUGAACACACAUUUUGAGGGCUUGAUUUGACAGUUUUCAUGUAAGUUUUCAGUAUUUCAUCAUAUUCUUGA